Nilaparvata lugens (brown planthopper) is the source of this 1846-nucleotide messenger RNA. RefSeq names its product sorting and assembly machinery component 50 homolog B. Gene Ontology annotation, cellular component: outer membrane; SAM complex. NCBI's taxonomy places the organism in Eukaryota, Metazoa, Arthropoda, Insecta, Hemiptera, Delphacidae. The coding region runs from base 240 to 1631 and encodes 463 amino acids. Gene Ontology annotation, biological process: protein insertion into mitochondrial outer membrane; mitochondrial respiratory chain complex assembly. The transcript has 10 exons. The record is from RefSeq and is a predicted model, not a curated record.
UUUGACAACAGUCGGAUAGUCGCUCGCACACAUGACUGUAGUGUUUCUGUCUUCUCUCUGUCUUUUGGUUUCGGCAACAUGAUCGAUUCAAAAAUUAACCUUACUUUUGCUCGUGAUUCGUGAUGAAAAAUGUAAAUAAUGUGUUCAAAAUGAACUUGUAAAUUUUUAAUAAUUAUAUUGUGCAUCAACGAACAAUUAACUUAUCAUUGGCAGCAUACAUUUAGAUAAACUAUACAAAAAUGGGAACUGUUUACGCUAAGGAGCAUUCGACGAUGACAUACGGGCAAAUGGAUAGGAACAGUACGGUGACGGACAAAAAGUCAGUCAAUUUACAAGAGAUUCAGGCCAGAGUUGACAAAGUGAAUGUUGAGGGCUUGAAUAGAACUCAAGAAGAUAUUAUAAAACGCUCUGUAAAAGAUCUAUUCAAAGUUAAUAAUUUUGAAGAGGUGAUCAAGGAAGUGCACCGCACUCAAGUAAAAUUAGAAAGUCUUGGCUGCUUUUCGAACAUCUCAGCUCUGAUUGACGUCAGCACUGGACCCAAAGCUACUUCGCAAGGCUACGAGGUAACGUACUUUGUCAAGGAAUUGAAAAGAAUAAAAGGGAGUGUGAAUACGGUAAUUGGCAGAGACAAUGAAGGAUCGUUGGUUGUUGGCACAGUCGCUCCGAAUGUGUUUGGUCGAGCCGAAAAGCUGCACUGCGAAUUCAGCUACGGCUCACGGCAAACCAGAACUUUCAAUGUCGGAUUCUACAAACCCUUCAUAUUAGACACGCUUGCUGAGUUGAAUACGUCAGUAUUCCAAAACGAGAGUGACUGGCCUACUUCUGGGUACAGACAGAUUGAUAGAGGAACAACAAUCAGUUUGGGAUUUCCUUUCAUGCAAAAUGUUCGACACACGCUGCAGUGGGAAGGGUGCUGGCGUGAGUUGAACAUGAGUACGCGCUACGUGGCGUUCGACGUCCGCGAGGAGUCAGGCCACACGCUCAAGUCGGCGAUCAAGCACAUUCUGACGGUGGAUACACGCAACACGCCGCUCAUGCCGACAUUCGGCUCACUGCUGCAGUGCACGUCCGAAAUCGCCGGCCUGGGGGGCAACAUUCGAUUCCUAAAGAACGAACUCCUGCUUCAGCAUAACGUUGAGGUUUUCCCAGAAACGAUAAUACAAGGCUCUGUGACAGGUGGAGUUAUGCGACCUUUAGGCAGUCAAAAAGAAAUCCACAUUUGUGACAAAUUUUUCCUGGGUGGUCCACAAUCACUGCGGGGCUUCAUCACCCGUGGUGUUGGCCCAGUGGCCGAUAAAAACUUCAUUGGUGGAACGUUAUAUUGGGCUGGAGCUCUCCAUUUAUACGCUCCAUUGCCAUUCAAGCCGGGUGCGGGAGGAAUCGGAGACCUUUUCAGGACCCAUCUAUUCGUCAACGCAGGAAACGUAGGAUCUUUCAACAUCGAUUUCAGUGACAGAAGAUGGCUGCAUGCGUUAGGAGAGGGCACUCGGCUAGCGUACGGAGCCGGGCUGGCGAUCAGGCUGGGCCAGUUGGCUCGUGUCGAAAUCAAUUAUGUAAUUCCAGUUCUUUUCGAUAAAUCAGACGGCAUCAACAGAGGUGUUCAGUUUGGUAUUGGAGUACAUUUUCUGUAAAAAGACAUCAGUCUUGUAGAUUUGCUGUCUAGUCGUAUCAGUUUUGUGACAGUGACUGGUAAUAAAAUUAUCCUGUUCUAAUUUAUAAAUGCACGAAUUUAUUUAUUUGUUUAGAGUCAAUUGUAAAGAACUGAGUGUGCUAAAAUAUUGUUAUUGUUCGUUGUGUUGCUAACUGUGUUCUAAUAAAAGAACAAAAUCAUUGUCAGUUGACCAAA